Molecule: messenger RNA, 742 nt
Organism: Arvicola amphibius (Eurasian water vole)
Lineage: Eukaryota; Metazoa; Chordata; Mammalia; Rodentia; Cricetidae
Gene: Mrps25
Product: mitochondrial ribosomal protein S25
Exons: 4
Coding region: 85-600 (171 amino acids)
Cellular component (GO): mitochondrion
Molecular function (GO): structural constituent of ribosome
Source: RefSeq, a predicted model, not a curated record
GCCCGCCGGGAGGCGCCUCCCGAGAUUCCGCGCGUCUGGGAGACCAGGGGGCCCGCGGCUCGAAAAGCUGGUGACGCUGCCGCCAUGCCGAUGAAGGGCCGUUUCCCCAUCCGCCGCACUCUGCAGUACUUGAGCCGCGGGGACGUGGUGUUCAAGGACUCGGUGAAGGUCAUGACUGUGAACUACAACACGCACGGGGAGCUGGGCGAAGGCGCCAGGAAAUUUGUGUUUUUCAACAUCCCUCAGAUCCAGUAUAAGAACCCUUGGGUGCAGAUCAUGCUGUUUAAGAACAUGACGCCAUCACCUUUCCUGCGGUUCUAUCUAGAUUCUGGGGAGCAGGUGCUGGUAGAUGUGGAGACCAAGAGUAAUAAAGAGAUCAUGGAGCACAUAAAGAAAAUUUUGGGCAAGAAAGAGGAGACCCUCAGGGAGGAGGAGCUGGAGAAACAGCAGCGAUCUCAUCCAGCCAACUUUGGCCCCCGGAAGUACUGCUUGAGGGAGUGCAUGUGUGAAGUGGAAGGUCAGGUGCCCUGCCCUGGCCUGGUGCCCUUACCCAAGGAGAUGACAGGGAAGUACAAAGCUACUCUGAAAGCCAGCACUUAGGUCUGGGCAAGGUCAUUUGUGAUGGACUGAUGGAACUCUCUGCAAUGGGAAGGCCUGCUUGCACAACCAUUUAAAGGACAUGGGGAGAAGGCCAGAGUUGCCAGCUGCUGAACAGAUGUCAAUAAAAGAUUGUCUUCCUGUA